AUGAAGAAGAAUAAGAAAACAAGGGAUCAUAGCCGGAAGGGAUCGCCGACCAAGAUGACUCUGAUCAGGACCCUUCAGUGCUGGUCACCUAUGAAAGAGAAAAAGGCGAAACCUAGAGCUCGCCUCGCCUCGCUAACUCUUCAAGAAAUCAGUGCCUGGACAAACGAGAAUGGGAAGAUUGCUCCAAGCUUGUCUCUUGAAUAG
Messenger RNA from Linum trigynum, 204 nucleotides. The record is from the annotation of a GenBank genome assembly. Lineage: Eukaryota; Viridiplantae; Streptophyta; Magnoliopsida; Malpighiales; Linaceae.